UUCAUGCAAUAAAUAACCUCUACUAUGAUCACAAUCUUUCUUUGUAAUAACCUGCAAGAAACCCUUCAAGGUCCUAUCUCAUUAAUUAUCAAACUCGAAUCCUUUUCAGUUCUUUAUUUACUGGAAAACUAAAGGGUUUACUUCAAUUAUUGCAGAAAUUUUCUGGAGAAUUGAUAGUUGAAUAAAAUGAGGAACGCCCUUUAUUCAACCGUCUCUUCACAGCCUUACAACUUUGGAAACAACGAAGUUCAGAUGCCAAAUUGGGACGUCUCCAUGUUGCAGGUUGAUAGUAUCGUAACAAAUAUCCACAGAAAUGGCUUUUCCGUGGAUUCCAGAUCAUACAAAGAUGACAACCAGCUGAGAGAUGGCGGUUUUUCUGUUUCUUGUCAACCCCUCAUAGACUAUCAACAAGGUUUUCAGUCUAUUUCCGCCAGCUUUGACAACAUUUCUCAGCACUCACCGAUGCUUACUCGAAAGCGUUCACUUCCACAAUUUGAAGUGGAUUUUCAGUCCCUGCAAAAUGGCCUACUGCCACAAGAAGGAAUCAGUGAUCUUGUUAGCGACAACACAUCUUUAAACGUGUGCAAGAAGAUUAAUAAGAAGAAGAAAGGGAACACAUCCUGUGAAGAACAAUGGCAUCAUCAUCAAGUCAUCAACGCAUCAACUGAGCAAAAGUUGCAGGUGCCAGUAAGGAGAAGCCAAAAACUAAGUGACAAAAUCACAGCUCUUCAAAAACUGGUUUCCCCAUAUGGCAAGACUGAUACAGCUUCAGUUCUCCAAGAGGCUUCUCUUUACAUCAAACUCUUGCAAGAGCAAAUUCAGAAUUUGUUUCAGAUGCUCAGUAGCUCAUACAGCAGUGCCAGAGUUCUUCAUUCACAGGAAAUAACAGAGGAAGAGAUAGACCUGAGAAGCAGAGGGCUUUGUUUGGUUCCAACAUCAUAUACACAGAAAGUAACAAAGGAAGAUCUGGUUGAUCCUCACAAUAUAUCAAGAAAUUAAAAACUUUUAGCACCAUUUACACCCACCUUGACCGCAUAACCCAAAUACCAUUUUGUUUCUGCUCAAUUUUUAUAUCUUAUGACAGCAAAGUAGCCAUUGAAGAUAAUCUGUCUUCUUUAUAACAAAAUGAUAUGUUCAAUUGAUACUAUGAUGGUUCAUAGUUUUUUA
Pistacia vera is the source of this 1167-nucleotide messenger RNA. RefSeq names its product transcription factor bHLH113-like. NCBI's taxonomy places the organism in Eukaryota, Viridiplantae, Streptophyta, Magnoliopsida, Sapindales, Anacardiaceae. Gene Ontology annotation, molecular function: protein dimerization activity; RNA polymerase II cis-regulatory region sequence-specific DNA binding; DNA-binding transcription factor activity, RNA polymerase II-specific. Gene Ontology annotation, biological process: regulation of transcription by RNA polymerase II. Gene Ontology annotation, cellular component: nucleus. The transcript has 10 exons. Bases 187 to 999 code for a protein of 270 amino acids. The record is from RefSeq and is a predicted model, not a curated record.